CGCUCGGGCGGAGUCGGGCGCGCCUUCGGUGACGGCUGGUGACGGCGACGUCAUGGCGCAAGAUGGCCGCCGGUAUCGGGAAUGGUGUAUCGUAGACGAGGCUGGGCGGUAGGAAUUCCGAAGAAUAGGUGUGUCGGUGUUUUGGCGUUACGUGCAAGAUAACGCGCCAUUAGGAUGAUGCCCAGCCGCGUCGUUGUCGUCGUUGUCAUCGCUGCGGGCUGAACUCGGAGUUUCGGCACCGCGCAGCGCAGUGCUCGUCGUGUACGAAUCAUCCAUUGCUUCCGGGGUGUGAAUAAUAAAGAAAUAAUAUAAUAAUCUCGACGUGCGCGGAGAACGACCGCGCCGUGACGACGACAGCAGCAACGUACAACGUGCAAAAUGUGGAAUAUGAUGUGUGACGUGAUGCCGACAAUCGCGGAGGACAGCAUGAGCCAGCGGAGCUCGCAAUUCUCUGGCGAGGAUGGGAAUAUCGAACAACUGAUGGUUCAAAUGCUGGACGAGCGUGACAAGAUGAUGGAAUCGAUGCGCGAGCACCAAGAGCGGCUGCAGGAGAUGGAGGCGCGAUUGGCGGAGGUCGAGAAGGAACGAGACGCCUUGAAUCGCCAGCUUAACGCAAAUAUUCCCCAGGAAUUUUCACAGCUGACAAAAGAACUGGCGGCGGCGCGAGAGAGCAUUCUCGAAAGAGAAGAGGAAAUUUCCGAAUUAAAAGCGGAACGAAAUAACACACGUCUCUUAUUGGAACAUCUAGAGUGUUUAGUAUCGCGACAUGAACGAUCACUCAGGAUGACGGUUGUGAAACGUCAAGCCGCUGCGCAAUCUGGUGUAUCAUCUGAGGUAGAAGUGCUGAAAGCUUUGAAAAGCCUUUUCGAGCACCACAAAGCUUUGGACGAAAAGGUACGUGAGCGUUUACGCGUGGCCCUUGAAAGAAAUACGAGUCUUGAGGAGGAACUAGCCCAUACCAAAGAGGAAUUCCAGCAAUAUAAAAUAAGCGGGCAUCCACCGAAAACGUUAGAUGAUAGACCAAAAGAGAAUGGACAGACGGAUGAAAUUCAGCAACAGAAUAAGAAUGAGACUGAGCAGGCAGCAAGCCAACCGCAGCAGCAGCAACAAUACCAUCAACAUCAAUUGCAACCGCUGCAGCAGCAACAGCAACAACAACAAUCGGUACAAAAACCAGGUACAGAGAAGUCCGCCGAAGUUGGCAGUAGAUUGAGCAAUGGAAGUCUCGAUCCAGCCGAGCAGGAUUCAGCAGUACGAGUAAUAGAUUUGCAAGCCACUCUCGACAAGCAGAGCUCAGAAUUAAGUACAUGGCAACGACGGGUAGCGGAACUAAGUGGACGCGUUGCCGAGUUAGAGGAAACGCUAUCCAAAACGCAAAAAGAUCUUCUGAAGGCACAAGAGGCAGGUCUUAAACUGCAAAGAGACUUGCGAGAGAACGUGGCACAAAAAGAGGACCAAGAGGAGCGAAUAGCAACUCUAGAAAAACGAUAUCUCAAUGCUCAACGGGAGUCUACUAGUCUUCACGACCUCAAUGAGAAGCUGGAGCAAGAGUUGCAACAUAAGAAAGCUCAAUUAAAGCUCCAAGAGGAAAAAAUUGCGGCUAUACAAGAGAAACUAGAACUUGCGGAACAGAAACUAGCUCAAUAUGCUAAGUUACCAGAAAUGGAAGAGCAAUUGAAGCAGAGGAUGGAGGCUCUGACGCAGGUGAGGAGGCCCAACCAGCAGGCUCAGGAGAGACAUGGUAGCGCGGAGGAUAGAAUUCAAAGACUGGAAGCACAAUUAGAAGAAAAGAACGCAGAAGUGAUGCGUGUUAAUCAACGGUUAAAGAUGAAUGAGGAGCAUAACACGCGUCUUAGUACAACCGUUGAUAAACUUUUAUCUGUUUUUUGGACGCUGAAUCCUGAAUAUGAUCCUAUCAAAGGGAAAGAUACACCAAUGCCGGGGGAUGUAUCAGGUAUAGGAGGUGUAAGUACACCAGCAGAUCCAGACUACGGAGACAGUGUGUGUGUAGCUGGUACGCUUGGAAGUAAAAGUGACUUUGAUCGCAGAAAAAAGAAAAGCAUGUUGGACUCCUCGCGGCACGAGCUUUUAGCGGAAGCGAUGAAAGCCGGAACGCCCUUUGCUUUAUGGAACGGACCAACGGUAGUCGCCUGGUUGGAGCUUUGGGUGGGCAUGCCAACGUGGUAUGUCGCCGCUUGUCGAGCAAACGUUAAAAGUGGUGCCAUCAUGAGCGCUCUUAGCGAUACCGAGAUUCAGCGAGAGAUUGGUAUAAGUAAUCCUUUGCACCGAUUAAAGCUGAGACUAGCCAUUCAGGAAAUGGUGUCGCUUACGAGCCCGUCAGCACCGAAAACUUCUCGCACAACAUUAGCAUUUGGUGAUAUGAAUCACGAGUGGAUAGGUAAUGUCUGGUUACCGAGCCUCGGGCUGCCUCAGUACCGAUCUACUUUUAUGGAGUGCCUUGUUGAUGCUAGAAUGCUUGAUCAUCUUACGAAGAAGGAUCUUCGUGGUCAACUGAGAAUGGUUGACAGUUUUCACAGAACAAGUUUGCAGUAUGGCAUUUCUUGCUUAAAGAGACUAAAUUAUGAUAGACAGCAAUUAGAAGAGAGAAGACGAGUGGCAGAAGGUGCCAAUAUAGAUGUACUCGUGUGGAGUAAUGAUCGUGUCAUAAGAUGGGUACAGUCGAUUGGUUUGAAGGAAUACGGGAAUAACCUCUUAGAAUCAGGGGUGCACGGUGCACUCAUAGCUCUAGACGAAAGUUUUGAUGCAAAUAGUUUUGCAUUAACUUUACAAAUUCCCACACAGAAUACACAGGCAAGACAAUUAUUAGAGAUGGAAUUUUCCAAUCUGUUGACGAUGGCGACGGAAAGGCGUCUGGACGAGAAUAGCAUGAAAUCCUGAUCCAUCUCGUCAAGUCGGCUGCCUCAUAUUCAACCGCAUCAUGUCUAGUCCAAAACCCCAGCUAUUGCUACUAUCUAUGCGCAAGUGUGUUGUAAAAGUUGUAAGAGCUUUAAGUAUCACGCUAGGAGUAUCUCUUCAUAUUGUUAUGACAAAUGUGACAUUUGGUAAUACUGAGGUGUGUUUUGACAUAAGCUGUUAAGAUAAACUUACAUGAUACAUUCGAUACUUAAGGAUCCAUCUGAUCGAUUUUUAUGCCGCACACGCAUAAAUCGAUGCGCUAUAAGGUAAAGGUACCAAUACCCGGACAUGUACCUAUAUCCGGACACCUUUAUUAUUUAUAAGUAUAACGCGUAUUAAAA
Messenger RNA from Temnothorax curvispinosus, 3257 nucleotides. RefSeq names its product liprin-alpha-1 (gene Liprin-alpha). Gene Ontology annotation, biological process: synapse organization. The transcript has 17 exons. Gene Ontology annotation, cellular component: presynaptic active zone. Gene Ontology annotation, molecular function: protein binding. The coding region runs from base 379 to 2898 and encodes 839 amino acids. NCBI's taxonomy places the organism in Eukaryota, Metazoa, Arthropoda, Insecta, Hymenoptera, Formicidae. The record is from RefSeq and is a predicted model, not a curated record.